Messenger RNA from Durio zibethinus, 572 nucleotides. RefSeq lists its product as uncharacterized. NCBI's taxonomy places the organism in Eukaryota, Viridiplantae, Streptophyta, Magnoliopsida, Malvales, Malvaceae. The record is from RefSeq and is a predicted model, not a curated record.
GCAAAACCAAAACAAAGCAUCAUUUUUAUUCACCCAUUUCAGCCUACAAAAUUUUUAUUUUCUUGGGGUUUGAGAUUGUGGUCUUCUGAUCUGAUAUAACAUGGCUUCAAUAUUGAGCUCACAAGGAAUGGUCUUAGUUACAGCUAUAGCAGUCUCUGGCACUGUAAUUCUUCUUGCUUUUCGCCUUCAGAAAUCUUUCCCUCUUGAUCAAAUUCCCCAGCCCUCUCAACAAGUCAUCCGCUCCUGCAUAUCUUCAGAAGGGAAGAAGAUGGAGAAGAAAAAGAAGAAGAAAGUGCACUUUGCAGAAGAUGUGAUGGAUCCAAGAGGGGACGGAGAAGAGUUCAGGAGACAGGUGAAGAACCCUGGCAGCAACAAUUCUCCAGCAGCUUUAAACUCAGCACCAAAGUUCAAGAAAAUUGCUGGAAUGCCUGCUAACAGAGUUGCUCUUUACAAUGGAAUUCUAAGAGAUCGUGUUGUUCAACGAUUGACUUACUCUUGCUGAAAAAAUAAAAAGAAAGAAAACCAAAAUUUUGCUUUUAUUCUUGUAUUAUCAAAAUUGUGCUGAUUUUUCA